GCGCGGGCCGCGCUAUAAAGGCUCCUGGCGCUCUCCGACGCAGCUCAGUGCCUGUGAGAAGUUCUGGCGGGAGGGAGCCGCGCUGGAAGGGAGGUUGUCUUUCCUUCCCCUCCCUUCUGCCCCGUCCCCCCUCCCUCACCUUUCCUUACUGCCCACCCCCAGGGGUCCCACCCCCAUGGCCUCCCCCACCCCGCACCUAGCGCUCUUCGCCUGAGGGGCGGGAACUGCGAGGGAGCGCCUGCCGCCCUCCGCUGAGCCGGGGGGAGGCGUGGCGUGGCGCCUCCUCCUGGGACUCCUCCUCCGCUCCGCCGCUAGGGGGUGGCCAAGGCGAGCAGCCCGAGCCCGAGGCAGCGCCGAGCAGCAGCAGCAGCAGAAGAAGAGAGCGCAGCAGCAGCAGCAGCCCCAGCAGCAACCCCGCCAACGCCGUCGCCAUGACCCUGGGCUGCAGCAGCGGGAGCAGCCGGCCGUGCGGCUUGCUGGCGGCGCCCUCUCCGGAGGAGGAGGACGACGACGAGGCGCUGUCCGACGUGGAGGACAUCGACGUGGUGGGGCCUCCGCACGAGCACGGCCAGGCUAAGUUCAGCGAGGACGACGAGGACGAAGACGACGACGACGAGGAGCUGCGCCUCCUGCCCAAGCAGGCGGCCCGCGGGAGCCUCUCUCCAGCCCAGGGAGGCCCGGAGGCCGCGCUGGGGGACAGCCACGACCCGGCGGUGGCGGCAUCGGCGCCAGUUGCGCCAGCCUCCUCCUCUUCCUCCUCCUCUUCCUCCUCCUCUUCGUCGUCGUCGGGCGCUUCGGGGUCCGGCAAGAACCCCCUGGUGAAACCCCCCUACUCUUACAUCGCGCUCAUCACCAUGGCCAUCCUGCAGAGCCCCAAGAAGCGGCUGACGCUGAGCGAGAUCUGCGAAUUCAUCAGCGGCCGCUUCCCCUACUACCGGGAGAAGUUCCCCGCGUGGCAGAACUCCAUCCGCCACAACCUGUCGCUCAACGACUGCUUCGUCAAGAUCCCCCGCGAGCCGGGCAACCCGGGCAAGGGCAACUACUGGACUCUGGACCCGGAGUCGGCCGAUAUGUUCGACAACGGCUCCUUCCUGCGCCGGAGGAAGCGCUUCAAGCGGCAGCAGCAGCAGCUCCACCCGCAGCCGCCCGAGCUCCUCUUGCGCGCCGCCGCCGCCGCCGCCGACCCGGCCGCCUUCCUCCCCGGCUUCGCCUACGGACCUUACGGCUACAACUAUGGGCUCCAGCUGCAGCUUUCACCACCACCACCAUCACCACCACCACCCCGCGGCGGGGGCCGGCGGGCGGCGGGGACGUUCCCCUUCCAGCCUCCUCCUUGCGCCCUGCCGGCGCCGCCGGGACCCGGAGCCUCGGCGGCCGCGCCGUCCGUUUUCUCCAGCGGCCUCUCGUCGUUCCUGGGCGGCGACCUGAGUUGCAGGAAAGCCUUCUACCCCGCCGGCCAGCUCAGCCCCACCGCGUCCCUCCUGCAGAGCCUCAAACCGGACCAGGGAGCCGGCAGCAGGCCUUCCUUUUCAAUAGACAACAUCAUCGGAGGCGGCGGGGGCGGCGCGGCCCCCCCGCCGUCCGGUAGCUCCACCAGCAGCGCCCCCGCUUCGCCCUUCCCGGCGGGCCACGCCGGGGGCCAAGCGCAAGUCCUGGCGAUGCUUUCUCCGGCUCUGACGCCCUUACCGAACCAUUUGAAUCUCACCCACGAGUCCCUCCUGCAGUCCGGACAGAACUUUUCCAGCAAACUCACAAACCUCAACAGUUGUCCUUUUUAAAAAGGCGACAACGACCAGCCACCAUUACUCACCCCACCCCCGAGAUCCUAACCCACAGCCCCUCCUGGCCUCUCUGCCCCCCUCCCCUCCAUUCUCACAAUUGCCCUCCCGUUGUGUUUUAAAAGGUAGGAACUCUUCCUUUUUUGAGAACUGUUCGGGCGUCUGGAUCGAUUUUGUGUGUGUGUCUCUCGCUCUCUUUCUCUCCACGCGUGUUCAGGAUUCGUAGUGUGUUUUAGGAGGAGGGUUGCUGUGGAGGGAGGACGGGGGGGGGCGGAGAAGAAGAACCGACCAACUCACGGAUCUAUUUUAAAAUGUAGCGUUUCUUAUCAAAUGACUUCUGGCAGCUUGAUUUCAUUUUUAAAAGAGGGCCUAUUUUAUUAAGGCUGGGACCUUAAGCUACCCAGUUGGAUUUUCUGUGGGGAUCAGAAUGGCCCUAUUUCUUCCAAUACUUCUU
Messenger RNA from Podarcis raffonei (Aeolian wall lizard), 2232 nucleotides. RefSeq names its product forkhead box D2 (gene FOXD2). Gene Ontology annotation, biological process: anatomical structure morphogenesis; cell differentiation; regulation of transcription by RNA polymerase II. Lineage: Eukaryota; Metazoa; Chordata; Lepidosauria; Squamata; Lacertidae. Gene Ontology annotation, molecular function: DNA-binding transcription factor activity, RNA polymerase II-specific; RNA polymerase II cis-regulatory region sequence-specific DNA binding. The record is from RefSeq and is a predicted model, not a curated record.